Molecule: messenger RNA, 2809 nt
Organism: Amborella trichopoda
Lineage: Eukaryota; Viridiplantae; Streptophyta; Magnoliopsida; Amborellales; Amborellaceae
Gene: SIK1
Product: Protein kinase superfamily protein
Biological process (GO): protein phosphorylation; intracellular signal transduction
Cellular component (GO): cytoplasm
Molecular function (GO): protein serine/threonine kinase activity; ATP binding
Source: RefSeq, a predicted model, not a curated record
AUCAAAUCAUAAAUUUUUUGAACUUUUACUCCUGCUGGGGUGAACCCCUCUCUCUCUCUUCGCCUUCCUCAUGUGCUCGGAUUUCCAUUAAUGGAAGUUUUCAAUGUUUGCCGGUGAUACCUUCCUAGAGAGAGAUGCAGCUGUCUGCAUCUUCUGCGCGUCACGCGCGUUUUGUAAGUGAGUUCAGUUUUAGUUGAAUUCUUUUGGUUUGAGAGCGAGGACAGAGAGAGAGCAUAAUGGCGAAGCCUAGAGCGUGAACACUGACACUCUGCGGUAUGGCUUCCCCUCGUCCAUUUUCUCGAAAAUCCAAGUCCUCGAACCAGGCGGACAUGUACUCCACAGUGGUCAUCCAUGGCGACACAGGAGACUCGGACCAGAGAGACCCCGACCCUCGAAAAGACGAGGAGGAGGAAGAAGACAUCUAUGCAACCAUGAUCACAAAAGAUCAUGAGGACCCAUCUCUCCCUCCUCUGUUAAAGCGCCUCCCUAAGGAUUUUGGAGCCGCCAUUGAUUAUGAAGAAGAAGAACACAACUAUUCGGGAAGUGUAAUUGUGAGAUCGAAUCGAUCUUCUGUCUCUAAAUACCCUAGAAAACCACCAGGCAUCGAUCCUAGGAGUAGAGGGAGCCUGAGAAAGAAACCAGAGGUUGAGGAUCCUUAUUCAACGUUUCUGGUUAAGUCGAGUGUUCGUUCUAGAGGGGGAACCUUUAGAGGUUCGCCAUUUGGGACUAUGCUGAGUAGGACAGGGAGCAAUUUCUCAACAUCGAUGAGCAAGGCAGUCGAGAGCAUCAGGGGAGGAGCAGGCAUGGAGUUUACGCCUCAGAUGAGGGAUUUCCAUGUUGAAGAGGGGAGAAAAGCAAUGAGGAGAUCGGUUAGUUCACUUCCUGAUAGUGUGACAAAGGAAGAUCCUACAAACAAGUACGAAUUGCUCAAUGAGCUCGGGAAGGGUUCAUAUGGAGCUGUAUACAAAGCUAGAGACAUAAAGACAUCAGAGAUGGUUGCCAUCAAAGUUAUAUCCUUGUGUGAAGGGGAAGAAGGAUAUGAAGAAAUUUGUGGUGAAAUUGAGAUGUUGCAACAAUGUAAUCAUCCGAAUGUGGUCCGGUACUUGGGGAGCUACCAAGGAGAAGAUUACCUUUGGAUAGUAAUGGAGUAUUGUGGGGGUGGAAGUGUUGCUGAUCUAAUGGGUACUACUGAGGAGACUUUUGAGGAGCAUCAUAUAGCCUACAUAUGUAGAGAAGCUUUGAAGGGUCUUUCUUAUUUGCACUCCAUUUUCAAGGUUCACAGAGACAUAAAAGGGGGUAACAUUCUACUUACUGAACAAGGAGAGGUAAAGUUGGGUGAUUUUGGUGUAGCGGCUCAGCUUACUAGAACUAUGUCAAAACGCAACACGUUCAUUGGCACUCCUCAUUGGAUGGCUCCGGAAGUGAUUCAGGAAAGCCGAUACGAUGGAAAGGUGGAUGUUUGGGCUCUUGGAGUGUCUGCAAUUGAAAUGGCUGAGGGGCUACCACCACGAUCGACCGUGCAUCCGAUGAGAGUAAUCUUCAUGAUUUCCAGUGAGCCUGCGCCAAUGCUUGAGGAUAAAGAAAAAUGGUCACUAGUCUUCCAUGAUUUUGUUGCAAAGUGCCUCACAAAAGAGCCUCGUCUACGACCUAAUGCCACUGAGAUGUUGAAGCAUAAGUUCAUUGAGAAAUGCAAAUGGAAUGCUUCUGUAAUGCUACCGAAGAUUGAAAAAGCAAGGAUCAUCAGAGCUGCAAUGUCUGCCCAAGCACUCCAUCAAGUCCCAGGAACCUCUUUUCCGGGAGGCAGUGAUAUCAAUGAAAGUCAUGCAGACACAGUACCAACUGAACCUAGUAAAAUUCCAACUCAUGAAGUUCGAGAUGAGACCAGCAAGGUCCAUGAUGAGGAACCACCAAGAGAGGGAGAGUCUGGAACUUUCAUUGUCCAUAUGCAGUUAGAGCGGGAAGCUAAGGAAAUAGCGCCUGCUGGUACGAAAGAUAUGACGACUUCCAUGGAUGUCAGAAUUCCUUCUUCUCAUGCUUUAGAAGAUAGACAACCAAAGUUUGAGGUGGACAUGGAAAGAACUUCACCUGGUGGUGUUCCAAGCGUGGCAUCAAGUCAUCUACCACAAGACAUAAAUGACUCAUUCCCUUCUCUAGACACUUUUCCUGAAAAAAGCAUGCAAAAAGAAAAGGCUGCUCCAUUGCAAAGAGACUCUGGUGACCCUCAGAUGGGGGGUGAGAGCACUUCAGGCAGCACAUUGAAGACUGCAACCAUUGGUCGCCAAGGCUUUGCUCUUCAAGAUAAGUUGUGGUCCAUAUAUGCAGCAGGAAAUACAGUGCCCAUACCCUUUCUGAAAGCAACAGAUAUAUCUCCUCUUGCUCUAAUAUCAGACAAUGACAAUGGAGAUAGAGAUCCAGAUGGUAAUGGCACCACUGCUUUGGAGGCCAUUCAAGAGCUAUACAGUGGAGAUGGAACAGCAAGAAAGGGGAGGAGGGCCCAAAAUAAUGAGGUGCCUUUACCUUCGAGUGUGCAUAAGAGAUUGACAACAAGUUCGACACUAUUCAACCUUGCACAGGCUUUAGCGUAUCAUAAAAUGUGCUAUGAUGAGAUGCCAUUGCAAGGUUUGCAAGCUGCACAAGAGCAGCGCACCAUUCAGAACCUUGGUGAUACUCUAAGGACUAUCUUAAGAUUGUAACAGUUUUUCUUGAAAGAGAUAAAUUUGGGUCUAGGGUAUAUGCAUUAUCUUUCAUAUUUAAAAUGUGGUUUAGGUAGUAAAUAUAACUGAAAUUUUCAUGGAAUCAUGGUUCUUGA